AUGAAUACCAAAGCCGUCGGAAUCAAGAUCUUCGCCAGCUUGCUACUCCUGGUAGCCUUUCUUCAGCCGGGAACUGGCCAGUUCCUUGACCCGAACUGCGGACUUCGAUCUGCUCCGGUCUAUGUUCAGUCAAGGAUCAUAAAUGGCACCGACGCUGGGGUCACCUCGAGUCCUUGGAUGGUUUUUAUCCUCACGACUGAUGAUUACUUCAUCUGCGGCGGAACUCUGAUUACUCCCCGUUCGUACCAAAAGGCUCGUAUGGGAGAAUUCAAUAGAGACUGGAAUGAUGGCAAGUGUCUUGACUCCGUCGACGGCGCUACAUAUUGCAACAAUCGAAAGGAGAUCAGAGUGGACAACGGCGUCAUGCAUCCCCGUUUUAAUUCCGAAUCCCUAGCCAACGACAUAGCGAUUCUCCGGCUUGCAGAGUAUGUGGAGUACACAGAAAACAUCAGGCCUAUCUGUAUCGUGCUGAAUAAGAGCUGGAGAAAUUUUAUAGACGAAAUUAACACACUCACCGUCACUGGCUGGGGCCUCACCUCUAAGAAUGGAUCAACAAGUCGCAUACUGCAAACCCUACAAAUCAAGCGACGACCCUCGAAAGAUUGCACCUGGUACAUUGGUAGGAGUCCUUUCCACAAUGAGUUCUGCAUGGGAAACGAGCAGAGCAGUGUUUGUAACGGCGAUUCCGGCGGUCCCGUGGGGAAAAUGAUUUGGUACAAUGGCUUCCGGCGCUUUGUCCAGGUGGGCGUUGCCAGCCUGACGAACAGACAGUGUUCUAAGGCCAGCAUUUCCACCGAUGUGCUCAGCCACGUGGACUGGAUCCUCAGUUCCGCCAUGAAUACCAGUGCCAUCGGAAUUAAGAUCUUCGCCAGCUUGCUACUCCUGGUAGCCUUUCUUCAGCCGGGAGAUGCCCAAUUCCUUGACCCGGACUGCGGAGUUCGAUCUCCUCUGGUUACGACACGGAUUGUCAAUGGGGACAACGCUAUGAUCACCUCGAGUCCUUGGAUGGUCUUUAUCCUCACGAUUAAUAAUUAUUUCAUCUGUGGCGGAACUCUAAUUACUCACCGACUUGUACUAACGGCAGCACAUUGUUAUCAGGAGCACAAACAUCUUAAGGCUCGAGUGGGGGAGUACGAUAGAGUCUCGAAUGAUACUUGUCAUAAUACCGUUGACUGCACCAUGCGAGUGGAGCUUGAUGUGGACAUGGGAAUCGUGCACCCCAGUUUUGAUUCAGAAACCCUGGACAACGACAUAGCCAUCCUUCGGCUGGUCAGGCGAGUGGAGUACUCAGCCAACAUCAAGCCCAUCUGUAUCGUGACGGAUAAGAGUUGGAGAAACUCUAUAGACCAAAUACCAAUUCUCACCAUUACUGGGUGGGGCCGUACCGAGGCCCAUGGAAGAACAAGCAGGAUCCUUCAGACCCUGGAAAUCAGACGACAGCUUCCGGAAGUUUGCACCCGAUGGGUUCUUAAGACCCCUUCGGACAACGAGUUCUGCCUGGGAAACGUGGACAGUGGCGCUUGCAACGGAGAUUUCGGCGGUCCCGCGGGAAAACUAAUUUCGUACAGGAGAAAACUUCGAUUCAUCCAGAUCGGCAUUGCCAGCCUAUCGAACAGCCAGUGCAAAUAUGCCAGCAUCUACACCGAUGUGCUCAGCCACGUGGACUGGAUCCUCAGUGUGGAGAGGCAAAUCGGCCAAAUUGGCUAG
Molecule: messenger RNA, 1707 nt
Organism: Drosophila kikkawai
Lineage: Eukaryota; Metazoa; Arthropoda; Insecta; Diptera; Drosophilidae
Product: chymotrypsin-like protease CTRL-1
Biological process (GO): proteolysis
Molecular function (GO): serine-type endopeptidase activity
Source: RefSeq, a predicted model, not a curated record